CACACCGCUACCCAUUCCAGGAUGCUGUGGUGACCCAAUGCAGAGAGAGAACGAGAGAUACACACACACAUAAUGCCUAACAACGCUCUGGCAUCACACAGCCCACCCCACCCCUCCUUCCCUACAUACACACAUCCCAACCCCAUAUGCCUCUCCGUUCCUUUAACCAGCCUCUUUCGUUUGCUGCUGCUUCCUUUUUUUCUCUCCUUCCUCCAAUGGUUUCUCCCAAUGACAUAAUAACAGCAUGCUAGCAUCUCUCUCCUAUACAGCAAAAUACCCCUCGAUAUAAAACGCCAUUUCGCAGAAUCUUCUCUGGCUGGUGCCAUCAACAACCCACUGCCGGGUGGGGGGACAGCGAGAGAAGCCGUCUCUCACCUCCCCCAGUGUGUGACACCUUUGGGAAAGCAGACCUUUUUGGUAGUAGUUGUUGUUAUUGCUUUAAGGAAUCACAGAGUCACACAACUAGUUGGGUCCUUGGCAAGCUGAGUAAAAAAGUUCAAGUGAUUUCCAUAAACCAAUCUGUGCCUCAAGACUGAAGAGCAGCAGCUGAAACUCAAGAUUUCUCAAGCAAAGAGAAAUUUGGAAGAUCCGAAAGAGAAACAGAAAACAGGCAAGCAAGAAAAAGAGGAAAAGAAACCAAGAAACUUGAUCUGAAGAUACUGAGAACGUUCCCAAGCAUUCCUAAAAACUCACUGAAGUUGUGUAGAUUCAGGGAGCAACAGUUUUCAGAAAACACAACAAAGUGUCUUUGAAUGUUCUAGUCUUUCCACAGGACUUCCGCAGGUUCCUCGUCAUCCAUUCAGAAGAUUAAUACAAGCAAUUUAGAGAUCCUGUAGAUUUUCCUAUAGCUUCCAUUGCUCAGCAUCUCUCCAGAAAAUCCCUACAAGCUUCCAGAAAAUCUCCAGUAAAUAUCUAGAUCUUUGAUAGAGACCUUCUGCUGUCCUACUAGUAGGCAUCUACGUGCCAUACUGUAGUAGCCUUCCAAAGGAUUGUCAACUAGCUUGUCAGGAUUUCCACAUCAGAAUAGACCCGCUGCUAUUCCUGCCAUUCCACAGCCUGCUAGUUGUCAAUUCCUUCAUUUUCCAGUUGUGUCCUCCACCAUAUUUUUCUGAAUUGCUCUCAACAAUUUCUAUACAAAUCACUUGUACGCUUUCUUCAAGUUCUCAAUCAUUCUCCAAAAAUUCUGAAUGUGAUUUCUGCCACUUCUUUGGCAAGCUCCUUUUUUAAAAAAAGGGACAAUCCAUUUAUAUUUUCCUGCUACAUAUUUGAAGAAGAGCUCCCAAGAGAACUAAGUAUUCCAGAAGCAAACCAGAAGAACCUCUGCCAGUAUUCCUCGCAGCAUUCCCAAGAUCUUACAAAGACAAUCUUCCUCGCCUGUCCAAUCCCAAGGCUCCUUCUACACGAAAGCUAAGUAAACAAAGGCAGUCUCCUGCUGUGAUUUCUCAAAAGCCAUCAGCAUUCCAAAUUCUGACUGAGAGGAAGCCAGCUGCAGUAGGCAAGUCCUCCAUCCUCACCACUCUUAGUACCACUUGCAUUCAUUCGUGCUGGCUUCGUUUCUCACCGCCAAGCUGGAGUCACUUAAGCGCUGGAAUGAGGAAAGGAUGGUGUGGUGUGAGAAAGGUGUCCAGAUUCUACUCACCACUGUGGGGGCCUUUGCGGCCUUUGGCCUCAUGAUCAUUGCCAUUGGCACAGAUUACUGGCUGUACGCCCGUGCCUUCAUCUGCAAUACCACCAACAUCUCUACUGAGGAAACUCCCCAGAAGGACAAGAAAGACCCUGGAGGACUUACCCAUUCAGGUCUUUGGAGGAUAUGUUGCUUAGAAGGGCUGAAGCGAGGUGUAUGUGUAAAAAUUAACCAUUUUCCAGAGGACACAGACUACGAUCACGACAGCGCGGAAUACCUCCUACGUGUGGUACGGGCCUCAAGCAUCUUCCCGAUUCUAAGUGCUAUCUUGCUGUUACUGGGAGGAUUCUGCGUAGCUGCAAGCCGUGUCUACAAAUCUAAGCGCAACAUUAUCCUCGGUGCUGGCAUCCUAUUUGUUGCUGCAGGUCUCAGUAACAUCAUCGGUGUUAUCGUUUACAUCUCCGCCAACGCUGGGGACCCCGGCACAAAACGGGAUGAUGAGAAGAAGAGCCACUACUCUUACGGCUGGUCCUUUUACUUCGGUGGCCUUUCCUUCAUCCUGGCAGAGAUGAUUGGAGUCUUAGCCGUCAACAUCUACAUUGAGAAGAACCGUGAGGCCCACUGCAAGAGCCGCACAGAGCUGCUGAAGAACCCUUCCUCUUCCUCUUCGGCCAUCUUGCGCCUACCCAGCUACCGUUUCCGAUACCGCCGCCGGUCACGCUCCAGUUCCCGCUCUACCGAACCCUCGCAGUCUCGAGAAACCUCACCAGUAGGCCUCAAAGGGUUCCCUUCCACCGACAUCUCCAUGUAUACACUGUCGAGGGACCCCUCCAAGGCCAACAUCAGCUCCCUCUAUGGCGGUGCCAGCGAAACGGCCUCCACGGGGGCGGCGGCAGCACCACCACCGUCAGGGGCAACGGGUACAGGCAGUGGUGGGUUCUUACAGUUGCACAACACCUUCCCCAAGGACCCUGGCGUCACUGUCACUGUAACCGGGCCCAACGUAGCGGGGGCAACAGGCACCUUGGGUAAAGAUGCCUCCUCCAACACCAACACCCUCAACAGGAAGACAACUCCAGUGUAAGGAAGGAGCAAAGUGAGGAGAGGGUAUAGAAAGGGUAAGAGGUGAAGGCAAGACACAGCUCAAAGGAUGUUGGGGGUGUCAGAAUGUUCUGAAGCGAGAAAACAAUCCAUUCUACAGUUCCUUCCUUCCCUUUUCUCGUUUCGUCCUCCUUUCCUUCCACUCUUUCCUUUCAACCUCUGUCUCUUUGGUCUUCCCUCCAUCUCCCUGCCCUGAACUUCCGUCACCUUUUUUGACCUACCAGUGGGACCUAAGAUUACAUCUCACAUCUUGUGGAAGAGAAGGAGUAUUUUCACCAAGGGGCUUUCUGUGAAAAUAAAUAAAAAACAAAUACGAGGCAGACUUCAACCAUUUCUACUACCAGGUUUAGGAGAAAUAACUCAAACAUCACUGUCCUUACAAUCAGGCACCUCGAGGAUAACCAGGACGGAUGCUUUUGACACAGACUACAGAAGGAGGGAGCCCGUGACUGCGGCUCCGUGGCUCUCGGAGAAGUGUCAUUCCUCAUGCACACUUGGUUGACUUUUCUACUGGACAGCCAAGAGGGCCUGAAAGUGGUGUGGAUAGGGAUUGGAAGUGGUGUGGGUAUGGAUUGAAAGCCCGGUCUCCCCUGUUCACAAGCUGUGUACAAGAUAGCUUCCACAAUGUACUGUGCCAAAAUCUGGGGCUGCAGUGCGGAUCAAGAGGGUGUUUUGUUCCUCGCGGAGUAUAAGGGAUCCCUCUUUUCUCCUUCACUGCAGCUUUACUAAGGGCUGACAAAAGUUUGUGCCAAAACACAGUGCCAUGGGGU
This is a messenger RNA of Anolis sagrei ordinatus, 3495 nucleotides long. It is a transcript of the gene CACNG8, whose product is annotated as calcium voltage-gated channel auxiliary subunit gamma 8. Gene Ontology annotation, cellular component: AMPA glutamate receptor complex; postsynaptic density membrane. Lineage: Eukaryota; Metazoa; Chordata; Lepidosauria; Squamata; Anolidae. Gene Ontology annotation, molecular function: voltage-gated calcium channel activity; channel regulator activity. The record is from RefSeq and is a predicted model, not a curated record. Gene Ontology annotation, biological process: postsynaptic neurotransmitter receptor diffusion trapping; transmission of nerve impulse; regulation of AMPA receptor activity.